Messenger RNA from Empidonax traillii (willow flycatcher), 10425 nucleotides. It is a transcript of the gene CHD2, whose product is annotated as chromodomain helicase DNA binding protein 2. The record is from RefSeq and is a predicted model, not a curated record. Gene Ontology annotation, cellular component: chromatin; nucleus. The transcript is spliced from 43 exons. The coding region runs from base 4153 to 9642 and encodes 1829 amino acids. Gene Ontology annotation, biological process: nucleosome organization; regulation of transcription by RNA polymerase II. Lineage: Eukaryota; Metazoa; Chordata; Aves; Passeriformes; Tyrannidae. Gene Ontology annotation, molecular function: chromatin binding; DNA binding; ATP binding.
ACACGAUAAGGAACUGGAUGAGUUUGUGUGUUACAUGGAAAGCUUUUAAAAAACGUUUCUCGGGUGUCAUGUUUGUUUUCAGUGUUCAGUUUAUGCGUUUUUCAGAGACCUCACAGUCUUUUCUCUUUACGAAACAUUUUUUUAUCAUCUUUUCAGUGCUCAAUAAUUGUAGAAGUUCUGCAACACCUAUUGCAAGACUUUCUAAAAAUGCAAGUUUAAAUGGAAUACCUCACGUUUGUUAUGCGUUGGCUCGCAUUCAGCAAUUAGCAAUUUAAAGGCAAAAUUGUAAUUCUGAAUGUGUAAAAAGUCGCUGUGGUAGAGCAAGAGGUAAAUAUUAAGAACUUUAGUUUUAAUUGGAGGUUCUGCAUAGCCACAUUUGUUGGAUUUCUAUGCUGUACACUCGAGCAAGGUUAUAAAACUCGGUGCAGGUUUUAAACGUUGCAGUUGGAGGUAAAUCUACAUUUUUCGGUACUUCCUCUGCAAAUGUGAAUCCGUCGUUGCAACAAUACAAGUUUGCCCUUUUUUGGAAAUAGAAAUACAGGUUUUAGCAACGGCUGGACUUCUUCACCUUUAUGCAAAGUCUUCAGUGCCUUUAUUUUAGAUUUGGAUUAUGGUGGUUUUAUAACCCCAGCAACAGUUCUGCAGUAUAGAACAGGUUCUGGCAUACACACUUUGCCCUAAAGAAAGUUCUAGCUUUAGGUAGAAUGCCAUGAACAAUACCUAAUUUUCUGGCUUCAGAGGAAUCCUUCAUGACUUAUUUUCUCAGGUUCUCACUGGAUAUUGUUCUUCCAAAGAUUCAGAUGUCUGCUUGGGUAAAAGACCUUGAGCAAAAUUCUGUACUGUUCCUGCCAGAUGUAUGGAGGAAUUGAUUUGCUCACUGUAAGCAAAAUAGCUGCUCUUGGUUGAAGGACUGAAUCCAAUCAGAUGAAGAGUGUCAAAAGGAGUCUACGAAUGAGACACCAAGAUGGCAGUUCCAGUGGUGAUUGAGAGGUUGAGGAAAUGGACUAAUGCAUGAGUGCUGUGAUGUGUCUGUCCAAGAAAAGGAUGUUAAAACGUGGAUUCUCAUGUUAUUAAACCAGAGAAGAUCUGGGUUGUGAUCAUCCUAUCAAAAUGGACUUUGCAUUUGAAUUAAUCAGUGACUAUCCAAUGAUGGAUCCCUUUGAGGACUGGGUGGCAGAAUUUUCCUUUCAGAUUGGCAAAUUAAUUUGGUUGAAGAUCUGUUGCUACUCCUUUGGAGAAAAUGUAAUUUUUAAACUGACUUUUAAUAAAAGGUUUUGGUUUCUGUCACACUUUGUGUUUGUCCUUUCUGGCUGAAUAUUUUUAUUGUGUUGAUAUUGAAGUGGGUUACAUUUUUGGUUGCUAUUAAAGUGAGAAAUACUUAAACUACUAAGUACUGAAGGCAAGGCAAAAUUUUGUGCUAUACUUGAUUUCAAAUGUGGUUUUCAUUUGCAAAUUAUGCUCACUUUGCCAUGACUUCCAAUGAAUUUUUAUUCGCUGGCUUGUUCAUUCAGGUGCUUAAUAUGAGGGGUUUUCAGUACUUGGCCUAUUGUCAGGGCCCUUCUGCUGAACUUUGUGAAGUUAUUUUCAGAUGGAAUUGAUACAAAUUGAAGGCUGGAUAAAUAUGACAAUAAAGGAGUACUUUAAUGUUUUGUUCAACUUUUUAGGUAUGUUCUUUGGUUGUGUAUGUUUCGGUUGUGGGUACAGAAACUUUUCAACAUAUUUCCUUGACAACAUACUUCCUAAACAGUCUCUUUGGUCUUAAAAUUGUUCUGUGCAGGUGUCCAGCCUGCUUCCCUGCUCUUGCAUGUAGCCUUAGCAGGGCAGUACUGUACCAUGUGUUUGGGGAGAAAGAAUGGGCUUAUUUUUGAUAUUGCUACAGAUGACAUGUUAACCUUUGCAAAUGAAUUUUAAAAUGGUUCUAAUGUUCAAAACCCCAGUUUCCUUCCAGCUUUCUAGUGGAUCGAGUAGUUGAACUGUAGGCACUUUUCUCUAUGUAUUUUACCUGAAAUUCACAGUUGUCUUUGUUUUGUGCUGGAGGGCCAAGAUGACACACCUGGUGCUGAGAUAACCUUGGUGUUCUCUUUGAAAACCCAAACAAACCCUCAUUCAUUGUGUGUUUAGCCACUUGCCUUGCUUAGACUUCUUUGCAAAUACCCAUUUUUGCCAUGAUGGUUGCUCAUACCUGUUCCAUCCAGCCGUUUUGAUGGUACACACUUGCUCCAGCUUGGUUUUGCCAUGUGUUGUUUUGUGGUAGAGUUGGAUACUGGGACCAACCUGAAGGGAUCCCCAUUCAGAUGAGUGGAUUUCCUCAGUGUUACCUGAAAUUGCUUGGAAUGGUCUUGCAUUGGUUUUUUUGUUUGUUUUUUGCUGUUGGGGUACAAAGAGUCUUUUGUAAAUAACUGUGGAAUUCUUUAAAAUGGACUGUGGCAAUGGAGUGUUCCUCAUGGAACCCUUUGUGGAAAGAGGAUGAGUGGUUGGAGGAUGCAGAUGGCAGGGGUGUGUGGAGGAGUUGAAGGGGACUAUGUUGGUUCUACUGGUCGAAGCCAAUGGUUUUGGACUGUUGGGAUGCUGUGCCAUGCAUGUCCCUGUAGAACCCCAGACUAGCCCAUUACCCCUUUCCCUUCCAGUGGUCCCCCCCACAGUGUCUGAUGGCUCUGUAUUGUUGUGAGGCUUUUGAAUAACCAAGAUGUCCUUGUGCUUCGAGGAAUUGGUUUUGCUUGUGGAAGACGAAUGGUGGUCAGAAUCAAGCAGUCGGGGUUGCUUGGAUCACCUCCAUUCCCUCAGUGUUACAUCCUCUCAAUUCCAGGAGGUUGUGUUGGAGAUGUCCAUUGAUUUCCAGUUCUGCAGCUUGGCUGUUGCGCAGCUUUAAAAUUAAUUUGUCAUGUUAAAAUCUGUUACAGACCAUGAAUGGGUUAAGAGAGUGCAUUAAAAGUAACUGGUUUAAUGGGCUUGGAGUGACUUGCCCUCAGUGCCUUGGUGUAGCAGAUGGAAAUGGUGUGCCUGUUGCAUUUGAGUUGGUGUGGAAAACCACUAGGGAGGCGCUGUUGAGCUGGAGGGCAAUGUCGACCCUACUGGCCUGGAUUGGGAGUGGGUGAUGCUCCUGUACCACACUGCCAGUGCCAGUGUUGGGGGCUGAAGGGAAGAGCUGUUGUCUGGGGAUUGUGCCAUUGAACUGGGGGGAUGCUCCCCCUUGGGUGGGGUGACCCCCAGGGUGGGCUGUUUGGUGCCUGCAUGGACGUUAGCUCCACUCCCAUGCCUUCAAAAUGGCUUGUAACAGCACCACUUCCUGUCCAGGGAGGAAGUAAUUUUAGCCCAGGCACUAAAAUAUUUAGCAAAUCUUUAAAACAAAAGGCACAAAUUCCACUUCUUUCUGGUUUCCAAAGGGUGCCUGAGCCACAUGGGGUUAAGAUGCCCCCUGAGCUGGGGUAGUUGGAAAGAGCCAGGGCUGUGGGGUAGCAGGCACCCUUUAGGUGGAGGCUCUCUUUUUUUGGUAGAAAUGAAGGGGUGGGUCUAUGGUACAUCACCUGAGUUGUGGGGUAAAUGUAGAGAGUGUCAAUCAAAGACAGAGCUCAGAGCUGGGAAGGAGCUCUAGAUGGCGGCUGUGCCUUAGAGAGAGCGCGCUCAGCUCCGUGCCUUCCCCAACACUUUACGCAACUUUCCCUAACUUUCGGGCAGCCUCAGGGGGCCCCCACAGCCCCUUGCCUCUCCUAGGCACUAAUCGGGGGCUAAGUGGACCUUUUUCGGGCAGAAAAGCAGCUUUUGAGGGCUCCCUUUUCGUGCCUUGCUGGAAAGAAGAAGCCGUGGAGAGAGCCCAGGUCGUUGUUUUUCCAGCUUAGAAGCCAUGGCGUACCUCCAUUUUUGUGCGCUCUCCUAAUGAGCUUUUUCCCCCGGACGUUUUUGUACUAAUUAUUGCUUCUUUUGCUUUAUCGGCAGCAUAUUUUUGGGAUUAGUAUAUAUAUUUUUUUUUCAUUUUCUGAAAUUUGUAUUUUAUCGGUAUAAUUUUAAGUAUUUUGGAUCUAAUGUUUUUCCAUUACCCGAAACUAAUAUCGACUUGGUCCUGGCGGCGGUUCACGGAUCAGUAAAUACCUGGGCACAGGACUUCAAAGCAAACAGACACCCCUGACCCCCUCUUAAUAUUUUAAGAAUAAAAAGAUGAUGAGAAAUAAGGACAAAAGCCAAGGAGAGGAGGGUUCAGUCCACAGCAAUGCAUCGAGUCACUCGGCAUCCGAAGAAGCCUCUGGCUCUGACUCUGCAAGCCAGUCUGAAAGCGAGCAGGGCAGCGAAUCAAACAGCAGCUCGGAGUCCUCUGAGAGUCAGUCUGAAUCCGAAAGUGAAUCAACGGGUUCCAAAUCCCAGCAGACCCCUCCUGAAACCAAAGAAAAACCAGCCUCUAAGAAGGAAAGGAUAGCAGAUGUUAAAAAGAUGUGGGAAGAGUAUCCUGAUGUUUAUGGGGUUAGGAGGUCAAACCGAAGCAGACAAGAACCGUCACGAUUUAAUAUAAAAGAUGAGGCAAGUAGCGAAUCUGAAAAUGAGAGCCCAAAAAGAAGACGACAGAAGCAGUUGAAAAGAAAAAUUAAAUGGAAAAGAGAGGUCUCUGCUGGGGAGGAGGAUGAAGAUGGAGGGGAGCAAGGCACCAGUGGAGAGAGUGAACCUGAACCGAAGAAAAUUAAAGCAAGAAGACCUGUCCAAAGGAGAACAGUGGCCAAAACUGGUGUUAAAAAGCCCCACAAAGUCCAGCGUGGGAAGAGAAAGAAACCAGACUCAUCUGAAGACGACGAUGAUGACGAAGAUGAUGAGACCCCCAAGAGACAAACUCGACGCAGAGCAGCCAAAAAUGUCAGUUACAAAGAAGAUGAUGAUUUUGAGACAGAUUCUGAUGACCUGAUAGAGAUGACCGGGGAAGGAGCUGAUGAACAGCAAGACAACAGUGAAACUAUUGAGAAAGUCUUGGACAUCAGGCUUGGAAAAAAGGGAGCCAUUGGUGCUUCCACCACGGUUUAUGCGACCGAAGCCAACGGCAACCCCAGCGCGGACUUCGAUCCUGAAAAGGAUGAGGGGGAAGUUCAGUACCUGAUCAAAUGGAAAGGCUGGUCAUACAUCCACAGCACCUGGGAGAGCGAAGAGUCCUUGCAGCAGCAGAAAGUGAAGGGCCUGAAAAAGCUAGAAAACUUCAAGAAAAAAGAGGAGGAGAUCAAGCAAUGGCUGGGCAAAGUAUCACCUGAAGAUGUGGAAUAUUUCAACUGCCAACAAGAGCUGGCAUCAGAGCUGAACAAACAGUAUCAAAUAGUGGAGAGAGUAAUUGCUGUGAAGACCAGCAAAUCUGGCACGGGACAUUCAGAUUUCCCAGCAAACAGUCGCAAAACAUCCUCAAAUGAUCCCGAAUACCUGUGUAAGUGGAUGGGGCUGCCCUAUGCUGAGUGCAGCUGGGAAGAUGAGGCUCUGAUAAGCAAGAAAUUCCAGCACUGCAUCGACAGCUUCAACAGUCGGAACAACUCCAAAACGAUUCCCACCCGGGACUGCAAGGUAUUGAAGCAGAGACCGAGGUUUGUUGCUUUGAAGAAGCAGCCCUCGUACAUUGGCGGUGAGAACCUGGAGCUGAGGGAUUACCAGCUGGAGGGCCUCAACUGGCUCGCUCACUCCUGGUGCAAGAACAACAGCGUGAUCCUGGCUGACGAAAUGGGACUGGGCAAGACGAUUCAGACAAUAUCAUUCCUGUCAUACCUGUUCCAUCAGCACCAGCUGUACGGCCCUUUCCUGGUGGUGGUGCCCUUGUCCACUCUCACCUCGUGGCAGAGGGAGUUUGAAGUGUGGGCACCUGAGAUAAACGUGGUGGUUUACAUCGGAGACCUCAUGAGCAGGAACAUGAUACGUGAAUACGAGUGGAUCCAUUCUCAGUCUAAAAGAUUGAAAUUUAAUGCACUUAUCACAACAUAUGAGAUCCUCCUCAAGGAUAAGACUGUUUUGGGAAGUAUUAACUGGGCCUUUCUAGGCGUGGAUGAAGCCCAUCGGUUGAAAAAUGACGACUCUUUGCUGUACAAAACAUUGAUUGAUUUCAAGUCCAACCACAGGCUGCUGAUCACCGGCACCCCACUUCAAAAUUCACUGAAGGAACUCUGGUCCCUGCUGCAUUUCAUCAUGCCAGAGAAGUUUGAGUUCUGGGAGGAUUUUGAGGAGGAUCAUGGGAAAGGUAGAGAGAAUGGCUACCAAAGCCUUCACAAAGUCCUGGAGCCUUUUCUCCUACGAAGAGUGAAGAAGGACGUGGAGAAAUCUUUGCCAGCCAAAGUGGAGCAGAUCCUCCGGGUGGAAAUGUCUGCUCUGCAGAAACAGUAUUACAAGUGGAUUUUGACAAGAAACUACAAAGCUCUUUCGAAGGGAACAAGGGGAAGCACAUCUGGUUUCCUGAACAUUGUGAUGGAAUUGAAAAAGUGCUGCAACCAUUGCUACCUUAUCAAACCUCCUGAGGAAAACGAGAGAGAGAAUGGCCUUGAGACCCUCCAGUCUCUGAUCAGGAGCAGUGGAAAGCUAAUUCUCUUGGACAAGCUGCUGACCAGGCUGCGGGAGAGAGGCAACAGAGUGCUGAUCUUCUCCCAGAUGGUGAGGAUGCUGGACAUCCUGGCAGAGUACCUGACUAUCAAACACUACCCUUUUCAGCGCUUGGACGGCUCGAUCAAGGGGGAGAUCCGAAAGCAGGCGCUGGAUCACUUCAACGCCGACGGCUCCGAGGACUUCUGUUUCUUGUUGUCAACACGAGCUGGAGGGCUUGGAAUUAAUUUGGCCUCUGCUGAUACUGUUGUUAUCUUUGAUUCGGACUGGAACCCCCAAAAUGAUCUUCAGGCUCAGGCCCGAGCUCACCGGAUUGGACAAAAGAAGCAGGUGAAUAUUUACCGCCUGGUCACAAAGGGGACAGUGGAGGAGGAGAUCAUUGAGAGGGCCAAGAAGAAAAUGGUGCUGGAUCAUUUAGUUAUCCAGCGUAUGGACACCACUGGCCGGACUGUUCUGGACAACAACUCUGGGAGAUCCAACUCAAAUCCUUUCAACAAAGAGGAGCUGACAGCUAUUCUGAAGUUUGGAGCUGAAGAUCUCUUCAAGGAGCUUGAAGGGGAAGAGUCAGAGCCUCAGGAGAUGGACAUCGAUGAGAUUCUGCGUCUGGCUGAAACACGGGAGAAUGAAGUGUCCACCAGUGCCACCGACGAGCUCCUCUCCCAGUUCAAGGUCGCCAACUUUGCAACCAUGGAGGAGGAAGAGACAGAGCUGGAUGAGCGGUCCCAGAAGGACUGGGAUGAUAUCAUUCCAGAGGAACAGAGGAAGAAGGUGGAGGAGGAAGAAAGGCAGAAAGAGUUGGAGGAAAUCUACAUGCUGCCUCGAAUCCGGAGCUCAACUAAAAAGGCUCAGACAAAUGACAGCGAAUCAGAUGCAGAAACUAAGAGAAGGCUGCAGAGAUCAUCUGGAUCAGAGAGCGAGACUGACGACACCGAUGAUGAGAAGAGACCAAAGCGCAGGGGACGUCCUCGGAGUGUUAGAAAAGACACUGUGGAAGGAUUUACUGAUGCUGAAAUCAGGAGGUUUAUCAAGGCUUACAAGAAGUUUGGAUUGCCUCUUGAAAGGUUGGAGUGUAUUGCCCGAGAUGCUGAGCUGGUGGAUAAAUCUGUGGCUGAUCUGAAACGGUUAGGGGAGCUCAUCCACAACAGCUGUGUGUCAGCAAUGCAAGAAUACGAGGAGCAGCUGAAAGAAAAUCCCGGGGAAGGGAAGGGACCUGGAAAAAGACGAGGUCCUACUAUCAAGAUUUCUGGUGUCCAAGUCAACGUGAAAUCCAUCAUCCAGCACGAAGAGGAGUUUGAAAUGCUGCAUAAAUCCAUUCCCGCAGACCCAGAGGAAAGGAAGAAGUACCGCCUGACGUGCCGUGUCAAAGCUGCUCAUUUUGAUGUAGACUGGGGAGUGGAGGAGGAUUCUCGCUUGUUAGUGGGAAUUUACGAGCAUGGUUAUGGAAACUGGGAGCUAAUUAAAACAGAUCCGGAAUUGAAGUUAUCCGAUAAGAUCCUACCUGUUGAGACAGAUAAGAAGCCUCAGGGAAAACAGCUCCAAACCCGAGUUGAUUAUCUACUGAAACUGCUGAAAAAAGACCUGGACAAGAAAGAAAACAUGAAAGAUGGGGAAGAGGGCAAGCUAAAGAAGAGGAAACCACGAGUAAAGAAAGAGAACAAAGCUCCCAAAGUCAAAGAUGAGCAUGGGAAUGAACUCUCCUCUCCUCGGCACUCAGACAACCAGUCAGAAGAAGGUGAAGUCAAGGAGGAUGGCUUGGACAAGAGCCCGGUGAAAAAGAAACAGAAGAAGAAAGAGAACAAAGAGAACAAGGAAAAACAGACAUCCUCUAAGAAAGAAAAGGAAAGUGACAAAGAGAAAAAGAAAACAAAAGACAAGAAAGAGAAGCCUAAAGGUGGUGAGGCCAAAUCUGGGAGCAAAGGGAAGAGAUCGCAAGGUCCCGUCCACAUUACUGCAGGGAGUGAACCGAUCCCCAUUGGCGAAGAUGAGGAUGAUGAUCUGGACCAAGAAACAUUCAGCAUAUGCAAGGAAAGGAUGAGACCAGUCAAAAAAGCACUGAAGCAGCUUGAUAAGCCUGAUAAGGGACUGACAGUUCAAGAACAGCUGGAGCACACACGCAACUGCCUCCUAAAAAUUGGUGAUCGCAUCUCUGAGUGCCUUAAAGCCUACACUGACCAGGAUCACAUCAAGCUAUGGAGAAGGAACCUAUGGAUAUUUGUGUCAAAAUUCACAGAAUUUGAUGCCAGAAAACUACACAAACUCUACAAGAUGGCUCAUAAGAAAAGAUCGCAGGAAGAGGAGGAGCAGAAAAAGAAGGAGGACACGUCCAGCAUGAAGAAGCCGUUCCGCCCAGAGCCUUCAGGCUCCAGCCGUGAUUCCGUGAUGUCCCAGUCUCAUGUGCCUCACAAUCCUCAUUCCCAGAAGAUCCAUAUGCCCCCUUCCCACACCCAGCAGCAGAUGCACGGGCACCCACGUGACAACUAUGGCCACCCAAACAAGAGACACUUCAGCAACACAGACCGAGGAGACUGGCAGAGGGAUCGAAAGUUCAACUACGGUGGCAACAGCAACCAGAUGUGGGGCGGGGAGAGGCACCACCAGUACGAGCAGCACUGGUACAAGGACCACCACUAUGGGGACCGGCGGUCGCGGGGGGAUCCCCACCGGAGCUCCGGGAACUACAGACCAAACAACCUCUCCCGCAAGAGGCCGUACGAGCAGUACAACAGCGACCGAGACCACAGGGGCCACCGAGACUAUUAUGACAGGCACCACCACGAGUCCAAACGUCGACGGUCCGAUGACUUCCGGCCUCAGAACUACCACCAGCAGGAUUUCCGACGGAUGUCUGAUCACAGGCCGCCCAUGGGAUACCAUGGCCAAGGACCUUCGGACCACUACAGGUCCUUCCACACGGACAAACUGGGAGAUUACAAACAGCCCCUCCCUCCGUCUCACCCUGCAGUGUCGGACCCUCGCUCGCCCCCCUCUCAGAAAUCCCCCCACGAUUCCAAGUCACCUCUUGAUCACAGGUCACCUCUGGACAGGUCAUUGGAACAGAAAAACAAUCCAGAUUAUAACUGGAACAUUCGGAAAGCAUAAAGGGGCUGAGAGGGGAAAGUGCACGUCUGAAAUACUCGUAUUGGUGUGGCGGUGGCUGCUUUCUCCAAACCAGCAACGAGAAAUUCUGAACAUGCUGCUAUCGUCUGGCUGGGUCAAGGAGGAUUAUGGGGAAGUGGGUGGAGGAAGAUUUUCCCUAAUUCUUGAUUCUGGUUUGGAUUCCCAUUCCCUUUCCCCUUUUUUUACCAUUGAACUGUUCUAUCAUGGAACCAGCCUUGCUGCCUCGGUCUUUGUUUUUGUUUUCCUCAGUCCAAUGGACCCAAGGGAAUUUUCCCCAGCCAGUGUUUCCUCAGAAGGAGAAGGCAGAUCGAUGCUGCUUAGGAUGGUGCAGAAGGCUUUGAGCCUGCUCCAACUUGAUGUUAUGUGACAGAUGCUGCUUUGAGAUUGAGGAUAAACUGGUUUGGCAGGGAUUUGUGUGUAACCAGCAUGGGGCAAUGGGAGGAUGUAUUCAAGGAGGGACAGGAAAGACCCUCAACAGCCAACUUUGGUUGAAAGAGGGACUUGCUGUUCCUGCAGAAUGAGCUAUGCUGGUGACAAUCCAUCGCUUUCCUGGCCAUGUAAUCAUUUCCAUGUCUUUAUCCAUUUCAAGAAACUGUCUCUGCUCUGAUUUCUGUUGUCCCCUGCAACAGGAGAGCUGGGGGGGAUCUCCCUCCCAUCUCCAGGGCUGGAACUGGCAAAUCUUGGCUCUGGGGAGGGCAGGAGUUGGGAUACGUGAAAAAAAGACCGACUUCCUUAGCAAAGGCUUAAUUCACUUCUAACCAGUAG